AUGUCCCAGGCUGCUGCAGCGAUCAGCCACGGACAACCACAUAGCAACGGAUUGCUACCUAGAAGCCCAACUGUUGCUGCAACUGUGGGAGUGACCAACACAGAAAUUCUCUCAAUGGCUUCCCUCAAUCCCAUCGCCACCGCUCAUUCGUUCAAAGAUGAACAGCGGUCAGUCUACCUAGAACUCCAAGAUGGCCAAGUUUUCGAAGGCCUCAGCUUUGGUGCUGAGAAAAGCAUAUCCGGAGAAUUGGUCUUCCAAACUGGAAUGGUCGGAUAUCCAGAAUCCAUCACAGAUCCAUCAUAUCGAGGUCAGAUCUUAGUCAUCACCUUCCCCCUGGUUGGUAAUUAUGGCGUUCCAUCCCGAGAAACUCUCGAUGAAUUAUUGGGUGAUCUACCCAAGCACUUUGAGUCCGAUCAAAUCCACGUGGCAGGACUCGUGGUUGCCUCGUAUGCCGGGGAGAGCUACUCGCACCAUCUUGCGACAUCAUCCUUGGGAACUUGGUUGAAGGAACAAGGUGUGCCUGCCAUGUACGGAGUCGACACACGAGCUUUGACCAAGAUCAUCAGAGAGGAAGGCAGUAUGCUCGGAAGAAUGUUGCAUGCAAGCCAGACCCCACCCACAAAGCUCACCAAUGGUGUCAAGUCCAGCUCCACACCAAAUGGUGAUGUUGUAGCUGGACCGGUCAGCUGGCGUGAUCAGGUCGAUCAGGUCGACUGGCAUGACCAAAAUGAACGCAAUUUGGUUGCAGAGGUGUCAGUCAAGGCCCCCCGAAUUAUCGCUCCCCCAAAUGAAAGGGCUUUACUGCAUCCCUCCGGUCGACCAGUACGAGUUGUCGUCGUUGAUGUGGGACUGAAGUACAACCAGCUGCGAUGUCUUCUCUCCCGGGGUGUUGAAGUCAUGGUCGUUCCUUGGGAUUACAAUUUUCCGGAACUUGCUGGCAAAGAUUAUGAUGGGUUGUUCAUCUCCAAUGGCCCUGGUGAUCCGGCAAUGUUGACACAAACCGUCAAACACAUUGCCGAGGCAAUGAAGGAAGGAAGAACACCCAUCUUUGGAAUCUGUCUUGGUCAUCAAUUGCUUGCUCGCGCAGCAGGUGCCAGUACUCUCAAGAUGAAAUUUGGCAAUCGUGGUCACAAUAUUCCAUGCACCAAUCUACUGUCAGGCCGUUGCUACAUCACAUCCCAGAAUCAUGGCUUCGCAGUCGAUUCUAUGACACUUCCUGAUGGGUGGCAAGAACUCUUCGUAAAUGCCAACGACGGUAGCAACGAGGGUAUUCGACAUGUUGGGCGACCAUAUUUCAGUGUACAAUUCCAUCCAGAAUCUACCCCAGGUCCACGGGAUACUGAAAUCUUGUUUGACGUGUUCAUUGAUGCUAUCACCAAGAGCGUUGCUUCAGUAGAGGCAUUGCUCGAACCAGUCACAUUCCCUGGCGGCACGAUUGAAGAAAACGAUCAAGCCCACCCCCGGGUCAAGGUCAAGAAGGUGCUCGUACUUGGAAGUGGGGGCCUCAGUAUUGGCCAAGCUGGCGAGUUCGAUUACUCUGGUAGUCAAGCAAUCAAAGCCCUGAAACAGGAAGGUAUUUAUACCGUUUUGAUAAAUCCAAAUAUCGCCACCAUUCAGACAUCAAAAGGCCUAGCUGAUAAGGUCUACUUCCUACCUGUCAAUGCCGACUUUGUGCGUAAAGUCAUCCAGCACGAACGUCCAGAUGGAAUAUACUGCACAUUCGGCGGACAAACUGCUUUACAAGUUGGAAUCCAACUCAAGGACGAAUUUGAAUCCCUGGGAGUUCAGGUCUUGGGUACUCCAAUUGACACAAUCAUCACCACUGAAGAUCGUGAGCUAUUUGCCAGAAGUAUGGAAUCUAUUGGAGAAAAAUGUGCAAAGUCCGCCUCAGCAUCAAACAUUGAUGAGGCUAUGCGAGCAGUGGAAGACAUUGGUUUUCCCGUCAUUGUCAGAGCCGCCUAUGCUUUGGGUGGCCUUGGAAGUGGUUUUGCCGAAGAUACAGAUCAAUUACGAGAACUAUGUACAAAGGCUUUUGCAGCAAGUCCUCAAGUCCUCAUCGAAAGAAGCAUGAAAGGGUGGAAAGAAAUUGAAUACGAAGUCGUCCGAGACGCUCGCGACAAUUGCAUUACAGUCUGCAAUAUGGAGAACUUUGAUCCUCUUGGAAUUCAUACUGGUGAUUCUAUCGUGGUUGCGCCUUCGCAGACGUUAUCUGAUGAAGACUACAAUAUGUUGCGAACAACAGCCGUCAAUGUCAUUCGCCAUCUCGGUGUUGUGGGAGAGUGCAAUAUCCAAUAUGCUCUAAAUCCGUUCUCCAGAGAAUACUGCAUCAUCGAAGUCAAUGCCAGACUUUCGCGUUCGUCGGCUUUGGCUUCAAAAGCAACCGGAUACCCCUUGGCUUUCAUUGCUGCAAAACUCGGCUUGGGCAUUCCCUUGAAUGAGAUUUCAAACUCAGUCACCAAGAAGACUUGCGCCUGCUUCGAGCCUUCUCUCGAUUACGUCGUCGUCAAAAUUCCACGAUGGGAUCUCAAAAAAUUCACUCGAGUUUCCACCCAACUUGGCUCUUCGAUGAAGAGUGUGGGUGAAGUCAUGUCCAUCGGAAGAACUUUUGAGGAAGCUAUCCAAAAAGCAAUUCGCUCUGUAGACUUUCACAAUCUUGGUUUCUCAGACAUCUCCAACCCAUUGAUGUCUGUCGAUGAUGAGCUCCAAACCCCUUCGGACCAGAGGUUGUUUGCAAUUGCAAAUGCAAUGAACUCUGGCUAUUCUGUGGACAAGAUUUGGGAAAUGACCAAAAUCGACAAGUGGUUCUUGUCCCGUCUGAAAGGUCUCAGCGACUUUGCCAAAUUGAUAUCUAACUUCAAUGCAACGAGUGCACCCCCAUCUUUGAUCCGUGAAGCCAAACAACUUGGUUUCUCUGAUCGUCAACUCGCACGCUACCUCAAUUCGAACGAACUUGCGGUUCGCCGGCUCCGUGCAGAAGCAGGGAUUCAUCCAGUUGUGAAGCAAAUCGACACAGUGGCUGCAGAAUUUCCAGCAUACACGAAUUACCUGUAUUUGACAUACAAUGGCACAGAGAGCGACAUCACUUUCAAUGACAAGGGCGUCAUGGUUCUCGGAUCAGGUGUUUAUCGUAUCGGUUCUUCGGUCGAAUUCGACUGGUGUUCAGUCCGGGCCAUCAGAACAUUGCGAGAACAGGGCUACAAGACCGUCAUGUGCAACUAUAACCCAGAAACGGUUUCGACCGAUUACGACGAAGCCGAUAGAUUGUAUUUUGAAAACAUCAACCUCGAAACGGUUCUAGAUAUCUAUCAACUCGAGUCAGCAAGUGGUGUUAUCAUUUCCAUGGGCGGACAAACACCAAACAAUAUUGCCCUACCGCUUCACAGACUCAACGUUAAGAUCUUGGGAACCUCACCAGAGAUGAUUGACUCGGCUGAGAAUCGAUGGAAGUUCUCUCGUAUGCUCGAUCAAAUUGGUGUUGACCAGCCUUCAUGGAAGGAACUCACAAGCAUUGAGGAGGCACUGGAUUUCUGCAAGAAUGUAGGCUAUCCUGUGCUUGUUCGUCCUUCUUAUGUUUUGUCUGGAGCUGCGAUGAACACUGUAUACUCGAAAGAUGACUUGGCAAGUUAUCUCAACCAAGCUGUCGAGGUUUCGAGAGAACAUCCAGUGGUGAUCACCAAGUAUAUCGAGAACGCAAAAGAGAUCGAGAUGGAUGCUGUGGCCAAAAAUGGUGUCAUGGUGGGACACUUCAUCUCCGAGCAUGUCGAAAAUGCGGGUGUGCACUCUGGAGAUGCGACACUGAUCUGCCCUCCACAGGAUCUUGAACCCGAGACGAUUGCUAGAAUUGAGGAAGCUACACGAAAGAUUGGAAACGCCCUCAAUGUGACUGGACCAUACAACAUCCAAUUCAUCGCAAAAGACAAUGAGAUCAAGGUCAUCGAAUGUAACGUUCGUGCAUCUCGAUCAUUCCCUUUCGUAUCCAAAGUCAUGGGAUUGGAUUUGAUUGAAUUGGCGACCAAAGUCAUCAUGGACAAGCCAAUUGUUCCAUAUCCUCCAAUCGAUAUCCCUGUCGACUAUGUUGGUGUCAAGGCGCCACAGUUCUCUUUCUCACGCCUUUCUGGUGCCGAUCCAGUGCUUGGUGUUGAAAUGGCAUCUACUGGUGAGGUUGCCAGCUUCGGCCGUGACCGCUUUGAAGCCUACCUCAAGGCUACCAUCUCCACGGGUUUCAAAUUACCUGAAAAGAACAUCCUGCUGUCCGUUGGCUCUUUCAAGGAUAAGAUGGAGAUCCUUCCUUCAGUUCGCAAGCUGCAUCAACUUGGUUACAAUCUCUUCGCUACCGCCGGUACUGCUGAUUUCCUUGAGGAACAUGGUAUCAAAGCCAAAUUCUUAGAAGUCCUCGGAGCUGAUGAUAAAGAUCAAAAGUCGGAAUACUCUUUAACACAGCAUCUUGCCAACAAUAAGAUUGAUCUAUAUAUCAAUCUCCCAUCUAGCAACAGGUACAGACGUCCAGCCAAUUACAUGAGCAAGGGAUACCGAACAAGAAGAAUGGCUGUUGAUUAUCAAACACCUCUUAUCACUAACGUCAAGAUCGCAAAAAUUCUGAUCGAAGCCAUGGCCAGAAGCUAUGAUCUGAAAAUUCGGAAUAUUGAUUUCCAAACUAGUCACCGUACAGUCGUUCUACCCGGCCUCAUCAACAUCGCGGCUUUCGUACCUGGCGUCGCCGAGAAGGGUUCUCAUGAUUUUUCCCUCGUGAGCAAGGCUUCAGUUGCAGCAGGCUUUAGCAUGAUCAGAAUAAUGCCAGUGGGACUCAACAGCGCUGUCAUUGAUGCGAGGUCGUUGAAGGUGGCUCAGUCUAAUACUGAAUAUGGAGCGUACAGUGACUUCAACUUCUCGGUUGCAGCUACUGAUUCGAACUCGGAACAAAUUGUUCACGUCAAAGGAGAAGUGGGAUCCCUCUUCAUCCCCUUCAACCAUUUGUCAUCUGGUAAUAUCAACAAGGUCGCCACAGUGGGUUCACAUUUUGGUACUUGGCCAACAUACAAGCCCAUCAUGACUGAUGCUAGAACAACUGACUUGGCUUCAAUUCUCCUGCUAGCAAGCUUACAUGACCGAAAGGUUCACGUUAUGAAUGUUACAUCUAAAGAUGACAUCAGCCUUAUUGCCCUAUCUAAGGAGAAGGGAUUGAAGGUCACGUGCGACGUUUCAAUCUAUAGUUUGUUCCUGUCGCAAGUCGAUUACCCAGACUGUCUAGCAUUGCCUUCUAUCAAAGACCAAAAGGCUUUGUGGGAUCAUCUUGCCACUAUCGAUGUAUUUUCGAUUGGUAGUUUGCCAUAUCAAAUUGCUGGCGACAAGGCGGUUCCGACCGUUGGUAUUUUGGACGCUCUGCCUUUGCUUCUGACGGCUGUUUCCGAGGGCCGGAUGACCAUCGACGACGUCACCAAGCGCUUGCAUGACAAUCCCAAGGCAAUCUUUGAGCUACACGACCAGACUACAACAUCGGUUGAAAUUGACAUUGAUCGACCUUAUGUGCUUCAAGCUGGAGACGUAUGGUCACCAUUUGUUGGAAGAACACUACGAGGUGGUGUUUCUAGAGUUGUAUUUCAGGGUAAGACUGUCUGUCUUGAUGGAGAGAUUCUCCUCGACAGACCGAAUGGAACGGACAUGUCGUCUCACCUCAUUCACUCAAUUCAAUCUGAGGCUGUAACUUCGUCUCCCACAAUCCGUGCACAAGAAAGUGCGAUUGACAGACGCACAUCAGUUCUUGACACCGGCCUUUCGAGACGUCUUUCGAUCACAUCUCGAAGCCGACCAAUUACGCGUGCUCGCAAUAUGGAUGAGGUGCUUGAGUCCAGCAGUCCUUUGUUGCCGACUUCUGCGUUUCAACAACCACAAGCACCAUCUACUAUUUCGCCAUCCCUACUCUCAUUACUGGCUUCUUCACCCUUCAAGAAUCGUCACGUCUUGUCUGUCAAUCAAUAUACUCGCCAAGACUUGCACGUCUUAUUCACUGUGGCCCAAGAGAUGCGACUAGGUGUACAACGUCAAGGUAUCUUACCCAUCCUGUCCUCUCGAGUACUGUGUACCAUGUUCUUCGAACCUAGUACAAGGACUUCAGCAUCUUUCGACGCGGCAAUGCAACGACUAGGUGGCCGCACUAUUGCCAUCAACACAGAUCAUUCGAGCACGAAAAAGGGUGAGACCCUGCAAGAUACCAUCCGUACUCUCGGUUGUUAUGGUGAUGCUGUGGUUCUCCGUCAUCCUGAUAAUGAAUCGGCCGCGACCGCAGCUAAAUUUUCACCUGUACCAAUCAUCAAUGGUGGAAACGGAAGUCGUGAACAUCCAACUCAGGCAUUCUUGGACCUUUUCACGAUCAGAGAGGAGCUUGGAACCGUCAACGGCCUAACCGUAACAUUCACUGGCGAUCUUAAGUACGGCAGGACGGUGCAUUCAUUGGUCAAACUUCUCCAGUACUACGAGGUGCGUGUCAACCUAGUGUCACCGAAGGCGCUAGCAUUGCCAUCUGAGGUACGAGAUCAAUUAGUGGCUUCUGGAAUGUUGGGAGUUGAGUCAGAGACCCUCACUCCAGAAAUUGUCGCCAGGAGCGAUGUGCUCUACUGUACUCGCGUGCAGAAGGAACGAUUCCCAAGCUUGGAAGAAUAUGAGCGACUCAAAGACAGCCUUCUUGUCGACAACAGUGUCCUCAAACACGCGAAAUCAAGCAUGAUUGUGAUGCAUCCACUUCCUCGAAAUCGUGAAAUCAGCGAGGAGGUCGACUUUGAUCAACGAGCAGCAUACUUCAGACAAAUGCGUUAUGGUCUUUACACUCGAAUGGCUCUCCUUGCCUUGGUCUUGUCGCCAUAG
Exophiala bonariae is the source of this 6858-nucleotide messenger RNA. RefSeq lists its product as uncharacterized. Gene Ontology annotation, molecular function: metal ion binding; amino acid binding; ATP binding. Gene Ontology annotation, cellular component: cytosol; cytoplasm. The transcript has a single exon. Bases 1 to 6858 code for a protein of 2285 amino acids. Gene Ontology annotation, biological process: UTP biosynthetic process; 'de novo' pyrimidine nucleobase biosynthetic process; L-glutamine metabolic process. The record is from RefSeq and is a predicted model, not a curated record. NCBI's taxonomy places the organism in Eukaryota, Fungi, Ascomycota, Eurotiomycetes, Chaetothyriales, Herpotrichiellaceae.